CGCCAAAUUAUUACCUGUGCUAGAUCAUCUCCUACGCUGUGGGACAGGCUAUCAAAAUGGACGGGGUGAAAGCUGCAAAGAGACGCAAAAUUACAGACAAAUCCGUUCCCAAUGCUCUUGCGCAACUCCCAGAGUUCGCUGAGGACUCACAAAUGUACCAAAGCUUGCUAGAGAUGGAAAAGAAGCUUGACUGGACGAUGAACCGGAAAAAAGUGGAAGUGCAAGACGCAUUGGCGCGCAAUCCGACUACUGCGCGUACGUUGCGGCUAUUCUUAAGCCAUACGGUUUCCGGGCAGACGUGGCAAAACGGUGAAGCUGGUGCUGAGGGGGUAAACUUCGAGACGGGGCAGGGAAUUCCAGCAUGGUCCCUGAAGGUUGAAGGACGACUACUAGAGCUUCCAAAUCAACGCGCGCGAGACAGGGUCCCUCCUCGGAAGUUCUCAACUCUCAUCAAACGAAUGAUUGUUGAGCUUGACCGUGACCCAAUUUUGUAUCCAGACGGAAAUGUUGUCGAGUGGCCUCGAGGUCCGGCCAUUCAGCAGCCUCUCGAUGGGUUCACUAUAAGGCGAACCGGAGACCAGCCGACGAAAGUACGCCUCAUAAUAUAUCUCGAGCAGACACCAGAGCAGUAUAAAGUAGCUCCAGACCUCGGUAAUGUCUUGGGCAUUAAAGAGGAGAGUCGCGUCGGCAUCAUUCAGGCUAUGUGGAAUUAUAUCAAAAUACACGGCCUGCAAGAUAAAACAGAUCGCCGAAGAAUACGUGCCGACGAUUAUUUGAGACCAAUCUUUGGCGGAGAAGGCAUCAUGUUCCACCAACUACCAGAGCUUGUCAAUCGAUAUUUGAUGCCUCCAGACCCUGUAGUCAUCCACUACUCCUUCAACCCAGCACAGGUACCCCCGGAGCGCCCUUCUGCGUGGGAUAUUGAAGUCAAGAUGGAGGACACGAGUUUGAAGAACCGCAUCAUGGUGACGGUACAAUCAAGUAAAGAUAGCAUGUCCGAUCUCACCAAGUUGGAUGAUGAGAUUGCGCUGUUAUCUCAAUCACUACACAACUCGCACACGAAGCGGCAAUUCCUUCAAAGUUUCGCCAAUGACCCAGCUAAUUUCAUACAGACAUGGCUGGCGUCACAGUCUCGCGACUUGGAAAGUGUGCUCGGGAGUGGACCGAGCGAGGGUGCUACUAUCCGUGCUGAGGAGUUGCGUAGGAGCGAUUUCUUCAGGCUACCCUGGGUUGAGGAAGCUGUUGCUUGGGCUGGUGAGAAAAUAUCAUCACGAGAUAAGACUAUCGUCGCGGAGGAGUUCAAGGACAUCGAGCAGGACAUCGAGCUCCGAAAAGAAGGGAUCCUGAAGCUGCAGGCAGCUGCAGAAGAUUACCAGCAUGUGCUUUCGAAAAAGAAGGAAUCAACUGUUGCACAAGAGACGGAGAAACUCAUGCCACUGGAUGCAUUGGGAAUCGUGAUGAUCUCCCAUGGGGAAGAAUUUGGAGAUGAUUCUGCUUUCGGGACGUCACUGGUAAAAUUGGGUAGGGCUCAUUGCAAGGCUGCUACCCUGCAGGAGGCGUUCGCCCUCACUUUUCAAGAUACCUUUAUCACCUCUUGCCAAAACUUCGUUCAAGACAUCAAGGACUAUGAACACCAGCGGAAGAAGUUGGAGAGCAGAAGGCUGAGCUACGACGCUGCUAUCACCAAGCUAGAGAAGGUCAAAGGCAGCAAGAAGGAAAAAGAAAAGGAGAGGCGGGAAGCUGAGGACGAGCUCCAACGCAGCCGUCUACGUUACGAAGAAACUUCUGAAGAUGUGCGCUCCCGAAUGCAGGCUAUUCAGGACAACGAGAUACAACAGCUUCGAGAGUUAACGUUAUUUUUGGAUCUUAAGCUCAAUUUUGUCAAGCAGUACUACGAAGUGUUGCAGGAUGUGAAAGCAAACUGGUGUGACGAGUCCACUAUGGCAAAGUUGGAGACUCGACGCAAGAGCUUUCACCAUGUCUCUUCACGCGCUACAGAAGAUGAUAAAUUGCGUUAUGUGCGUCCCAAGGGGUCCACGAUUUCCAAUGCGUCUGGUGCAGUAGCUUCCUCCGACAUUUCUGACGAGCAUCGUUCGCCCCCUAUGCCUACCCGCCGGAAGUCGGACGCAGGGAACAAGACUAUCUCACGACCAUCGUCGCGGACAUCUCGUAAACGCUCCGAUAGCAAUGCUACACGGAAGCGUGCUGACAGUGAUGUUACAUCUGGUGCCCCUGAAACUCCCAAGGGAGACAAGUCAGGCAAGAAGAUGAACGUUACUGGUUGGGCAUCGAGCGCUAUGAGCUCGAUGACUGGAAGAGGGAAGAAAGACAGAGAUAACUUUGCAACCCUCACAAACGGUGACGAUCCUGAGACGCCCAUCGUCGACUCUCCUCGUCCUCCAAGUUCUCGGUCCUUUUCUCGGAAAUCACCUAGCUCGAAGGCGAAAGAGCUACUCAAUGGGUCCCCCAAGAUGUCGACUCAAAUCAUGAAGCCGCCUUCCCAAUAUUCACGAAAACUUGUCCGGGCGUUACAUGACUUUACGGGUUCGUCGGAUGAACUCACCUUCAAAGCUGGUGAUGAAAUCACUGUCAUCCAUGAAGUCCUGGAUGACUGGUGGCUUGGUGUUUUAUCAAACGGUCGGAAGGGGCUGUUCCCCACUACGUAUACGGAAACCAUCUCAUUGUCGUCUUCGUCAUAUCAAAGCUCGGCGCAGUCAUCUGAAGACAACCUGCAUCAUGCUGCCGCGAGCGAGGACAGCGAGGACGACAUUGGUUACCUUCUCGGAGGUCGUAUUAUGGACACAAGCCAUCCAUCAUCUGCAAGGUUUGACCAUGGCUUCGAUGCAGAGAGUAUGACAAGUACCGUUCCAGAAGAUGAGGAGGAGUCGAGGUUGGUGACGGCGAAAAUCAUUGACGAAGAGGUGUUCUAUAACCCACGUUACGCAUCUCCACAACUUCUCCCACCUUCCAUCUCAAGCAGCCGACCUACCUCUGAGAAAAGCUUUGCAAUCAAGCGCCCUCCUCCACCUCUUCCGUCACGUCGACCGACUAACACAGCUGCCCCCCCCCUGCCUAGCCGCAACUCUACCAAAUCACAAUCCAACAGUCCCCGUCCUCCGGCAUCGACAUAUCUGACGCCAUCGCCUUCAGCGAGCAGUGUGCAAGGGCCGAACAUUUCGCCUUUUGAUAGUCUGUUGGAUGUGUCUUCCACUUAAAGGUGACCCCCGCUUGGGAUGCAGUUGCUCCGAUUCUGGGCGGUGGCCUCGAAUGAUCUCCAUUUGGUGGAUUGACAAGCAAUUUAGCUGUUGAUUCACUAAAUCAUUGACUGCGUUAAUGUGAUUUUGCUUAUAGUAUGUCUACCCAAGGGGUACUUGGAUAGGCGGGCUUAGGGUUCCUCUGGGUGAAGUUCGACUUUUCUUUUUGGUUGUGUCCAUUCUUCGUUACGAGCUUUUGGGAGGACAUCUACAUGAGUGUUGACUACAAGUGUAUAAUCAUUUGGUGUGAAGAAUUCAUGUUCAAGUCAGGAAUCAGGAUGUCGCUGGUGCCACCACUUUCGCUAUAAUUAGACAUGUGACUU
This is a messenger RNA of Suillus clintonianus, 3577 nucleotides long. RefSeq names its product BAR-domain-containing protein. Gene Ontology annotation, cellular component: nucleus; SWI/SNF complex; cytoplasm. Gene Ontology annotation, molecular function: protein binding. The record is from RefSeq and is a predicted model, not a curated record. Lineage: Eukaryota; Fungi; Basidiomycota; Agaricomycetes; Boletales; Suillaceae. Bases 57 to 3215 code for a protein of 1052 amino acids. Gene Ontology annotation, biological process: regulation of transcription by RNA polymerase II. The transcript is spliced from 14 exons.